This is a messenger RNA of Melampsora larici-populina 98AG31, 438 nucleotides long. RefSeq lists its product as uncharacterized. Lineage: Eukaryota; Fungi; Basidiomycota; Pucciniomycetes; Pucciniales; Melampsoraceae. The record is from RefSeq and is a predicted model, not a curated record. The transcript is spliced from 3 exons. Bases 1 to 438 code for a protein of 145 amino acids.
AUGAACGAAGAAGAUGUAAAACCAAGUUUGCAAUCAAAUCAAAACGAAAGCCAAACUCACGAUGAAAUCAAAUCACCUGAACCUGAACCUGAACCUCAAUCUCAGUCUGAACCUCAACCUCAACCUCAAAGUCAAUCGAAUCCAACUCCAACUCAAGAAGAAAACGCAAAUGAUGAUGAAGACUCAUUAGCUAAUUUAACAUGUUCAAUCUGUCUUGGAUCUCCUUCACCUUUAGUAGUAACUCAAUGUGGUCAUGUAGCCUGUGGUGGAUGUUUAGCAGCCUCUUUGGCUUCGCAACCUAGACCUAUGUUAGGUUUUGAACCCCAAGCAGGAACAGAGAAUAAUGGAAAGUGUCCUGUUUGUCGUACGAUGUUGGUUGGUGGAUGGGGUACUUCUAUGAGAGGUGCGAUUUUGAAGAUGGGAACUGGUACUACAUGA